GCUCGCAUGACCAACGUCAUGGGUGACCCCGCUUCUCGAGUGCUGGGGGGUGAUUGUGUGCGGGCAAUAAGUGGUUAUGCGACCGCAAUGGAUGGAUAGAUAUCGUACGUACGACUGCAGUUACAUACCGCCAUCACAGACAGUAGAAUACCCAGCAAGAAACUUUACCAACUAUGACCCGACCCGCCGCACUCCUCCUCGGCCGCAUCGACCACGCCCGCCCCGAAUGGGAGGCUUUGAGCGACAUUGCGGAGCUCCAGGAAUUUUCCAGCGGCACCCUCACCACCUUCCACGCCGCACUCUUAGCGGGCGCGUACUCCAACGUGGUAGCGAUCUACCGAACCUUCGACUCGGGUGUGUCACUGACGGGGCCGUUCUCCCGCGAACUGAUCUCCGUGCUCCCUCCGUCCGUAAAAUUCAUCUGCCAUAACGGCGCGGGCUACGACCAGAUCGAUGUUGCGGCGUGCUCGGCGCGCGGGAUUGCAGUCUCGCACACUCCGGCCGCCGUUGAUGCCGCGACAGCAAACGUCGCCAUGAUGCUGCUGCUCGGGGCGUUGAGGCGCUCCUGGAUCCCAGAGAGCGCGCUGCGCAUGGGACGGUGGAAGGGGGAGAUGCAGCUUGGACGGGAUCCGGAGGGGAAGACGCUUGGUAUACUCGGCAUGGGUGGUAUUGGCAGCGCGGUCGCUCGCCGCGCAAAGGGGUUCGAGAUGAGGGUUGUGUACCAUAAUCGCCGGCCCGCAAGGGAGGAUAACGGCGCGGAGUAUAUCGCCAGUCUCGACGAGUUCUGGGGGUUGUGCGAUAUCAUCUCGAUCCACCUCCCCCUCUCCACCACCACCAAGCACUUCAUCACGCACGCGCAAUUCUCGUUGAUGAAGCGCGGCGUAGUAAUCGUCAAUACAGCACGGGGGGCGAUAAUCGACGAGGAAGCGCUGGUGCAGGCGCUCGAGAGCGGCCAGGUCGGCAGCGCCGGGUUGGACGUGUUCGAGAACGAACCGGAGAUUCAUCCUGCCCUGAUCGGGAAUGCUAAUGUCGUUCUCCUCCCGCAUAUAGGCACUGCGACGGUAGAGACGCAGAGGAAGAUGGAGUGCUUGGUUGUGAGCAAUGUCAGGAGUGCGCUUGAGAAGGGGACGCUGGUUACGCAGGUGCCCGAACAGAGGGAGGGGGGCCAGUUUCCUGUUCUGUAGAUACUGUACAUAUCAGGUACAUAGCAGAGUUAAGCAUUAUUCCGCUAUCUACUCUAGACGAAACAGGUCCGAGCCGUUUGAG
Messenger RNA from Tricharina praecox, 1266 nucleotides. RefSeq names its product D-isomer specific 2-hydroxyacid dehydrogenase. Gene Ontology annotation, molecular function: glyoxylate reductase (NADPH) activity; NAD binding; hydroxypyruvate reductase [NAD(P)H] activity. The transcript has 4 exons. NCBI's taxonomy places the organism in Eukaryota, Fungi, Ascomycota, Pezizomycetes, Pezizales, Pyronemataceae. Bases 174 to 1184 code for a protein of 336 amino acids. The record is from RefSeq and is a predicted model, not a curated record. Gene Ontology annotation, cellular component: cytosol.